AUGAAUGAAGCACAAGAAGUUAUGGUAAACAUGGAUGAAGUAGAAGCAGAGCUACAAAGCGAAAGGCGAAAAAACGCCGAGCUUUUGCAAAGGAUAUCAGCUCUAGAAGCUCAAAUACAACAUGAAAGAGAUAAGAGCUCUUCUACUUCCCUCAUGAAAAUUAAUGUUCAAAUUAGUAAUCCAAAUAGUACUGAAGAUAGCAUGAAACAUAAGAGACAAAAGAUAGAAAAAAGUGCUGAAAAACUUGAUAUAAAUGACAACAAUCUAAGAUCUCCAAAAGAUUUGAAACAUGAGAAGGGUGUUUUAAGUUGGAUGUGUAUGGAUAAUGAGACACAAUCUUUGCUUUUCGACAAAUCUAAAGAUGUCGAAUCUAUGUUGGAAUGUAAAGGUCAUACAGAUGAUAGUGAUGAUAAUGAAGAUGAAUUGUGCACUUAUGAAGAUGCACAAGAUAAUGUGAAAAUUGUAGAUGAAGAAGGUGUAGGCCAAGCCAUUGGUAAAGGAAUAACGUGUAUGAACUCCAAAGAGAUAAGUGCGCGAAAUAGACUAAAUGAGAUAGAUGUUUCGAGUAUGAGUCAAAAAUUGGAACAAGAUUGGGAAGAAGUGAAGAAAAGUAAAGGAUUUAGAAACUUGUCUUUACAAAAGAAGCCUCCUAAAGUUGGUUUUUGCCCCAAAGAAGUAAGGGGAAUAUUGGAGUCUUGUGUGCUUGAUAUGAAGAAUGCUCAGGCUCAUACCAUGAGGAAGAUCAUAGAUCAUGUUUUAUUCGAAAAUCCUGGAGUGAGGAGGAAGGUGUUUUACCCCAAUCGCCACAACCAAGUGUUAUGUCCUGUUCGGAUACUAGAGGAGGAACAAGCUAUGCGCCCAUGUGAUGUUACAUGUCCAUCAUGCUUGUUUCUGAGCAUCAAAUAUGGUGGGAGUACAAGAAACAUUCCGCAAAAUGAAUAUGUAAGGCAACGAAUGGGACGAAACAAGCUGAAGUCAUUUGGUCCACUCAUCUGCCUUAUGGCGAGGCUAGUCAAUGUUAGAACGGGGAGUUUCUUAUUCAAGGCACUUGGUAUCACACUGCUCUUUAUGGCAGGUUUUCCUGAUGACAUUGUUCAGAGGGAAACUAAGUACAGAAGCUUAGACCUGUUGCAGAAGUACUACAGAACAGAUGAAGAUGCAGCAGGGGAGGAGCUUUUCCUUGCAAAAUCUUCAGCUUCUAAACUUGCUAGUCCUGAAUUUGAGAAGAUUAAUACAAAGACAACAAAAAGAUCAAAAGAAAAGCAGCAGCAAACUGCAAGUUCUGCAAGGAAUGGAAACUCACAAAGGCCUUCACAAGCAACAUGCACAAUACCUCAUGUCAAGCCUAAAGCAGCAUUUCAGACUAUGCCAUCAUCAAAUCAUACAAUCUUCAACUCCCUGCAACCUAAUAUAUUUUACAAUCAACAUCCUUUAUGUCCGAACGGUCCGAUGUUGUUCCCACCUCGGCCAGCUAAUGGAAUGCCACCUUUGAUGUAUUGGCCUGUGGUUCAGAAUGCAUAUCCUACUUGCCCUCACCCGGCUUCAACUUAUGAAUGUCGGUCUUUAGAUGGAAUUUAUCGGAGCCAUUACAUGCCAGUCCAUCCAUGGCCUUGUUAUAGCCAAGGACUAAGAACACGCGUUGAUGUUGAUUCAAACGAAGCUGUCAUUACAGAGUCUGCUAGCAGUACUGAGCAUAAGUAAACUCUAGUCAGGUUGCAUUGUGCAAAGACUUUUCUAUGUUGCCGCCUUUACCCACCAUUGUCCACUGAUAUAAUGCAUUUGCACCCUUUUUUUUUCUUUUUUAUUGGAGGAACAGAAAAGAAAAAGAAAAUUUUAUUUCUUGAUAUUAUAAAAUAAAUAAAAUUUGGCUC
Messenger RNA from Chenopodium quinoa (quinoa), 1871 nucleotides. RefSeq lists its product as uncharacterized. The transcript is spliced from 6 exons. NCBI's taxonomy places the organism in Eukaryota, Viridiplantae, Streptophyta, Magnoliopsida, Caryophyllales, Amaranthaceae. Bases 1 to 1701 code for a protein of 566 amino acids. The record is from RefSeq and is a predicted model, not a curated record.